Molecule: messenger RNA, 2863 nt
Organism: Varanus komodoensis (Komodo dragon)
Lineage: Eukaryota; Metazoa; Chordata; Lepidosauria; Squamata; Varanidae
Gene: BMP6
Product: bone morphogenetic protein 6
Exons: 7
Coding region: 12-1460 (482 amino acids)
Biological process (GO): SMAD protein signal transduction
Cellular component (GO): extracellular region
Molecular function (GO): growth factor activity; cytokine activity
Source: RefSeq, a predicted model, not a curated record
CGGGGAAAGCGAUGCCGUUGAGGCUGCGCUGGCUCUGGUGGUGGGCGCUGGUGUGCAGCAGCAGCCGGAGCUGCGGCGGCGGCGGCUCCCCGCCGCCGGUGCUGGCUCCCGCGGGCGGCAAGGAGCAGCCUCCGGCGCCAGUCUCCGCGUCCCCCGCGACCUCCGCCUCCUCCACGGCGGGCUUCCUCUACCGGCGCCUCAAGUCUCACGAAAAGCGCGAGAUGCAGAAGGAAAUCCUCUCCGUGCUGGGCUUGCCUCACCGGCCGCGACCCGCGCACGGGCUGCAGCAGCUCCAGCCCGACGUCGCUCCCCUUCCGCAGCAAGAGCAGCGGCGGCCGCCGCCGGUGCCGCCUCCGAGCCGGCUCAACUCGGCGCCACUCUUCAUGCUGGAUCUGUACAACGCCCUCUCCAGCGAGGAGGCGGCGGACGACGAGCGGGACUCCCCGGCCGCGCCCCCGCUGCAGCGCAAGGCCCUCCUGAGCUCCCACGCGGGGCCCUCCGGCGGCGCCCCCGCCCUGGCCAGCCCGCAGGACAGCGCCUUCCUGAGCGACGCGGACAUGGUCAUGAGCUUCGUCAACCUGGUUGAAUAUGAUAAAGAAUUCACACCUUAUCAGCGACACCACAAGGAGUUCAAGUUUAAUUUGUCUCAGAUUCCAGAGGGAGAGGCUGUUACUGCUGCUGAGUUCCGAAUCUACAAGGACUGUGUCUUUGGAGGCUUUAAAAACCAAACCUUUCUGAUUAGCAUCUAUCAAGUACUGCAGGAACAUCAGAACAGAGAUUCAGACCUGUUUUUGCUGGACACGAGAGCAGUAUGGGCCUCAGAAGAAGGCUGGCUAGAGUUUGAUAUCACUGCCACCAGUAACAUGUGGGUGAUAAACCCUCAGCAUAACUUGGGACUCCAGAUGAGCGUGCUGACCAGGGAUGGUCUCAGUAUAAACCCUAGAGAAGCAGGACUAAUAGGUCGAGAUGGCCCUUAUGACAAACAGCCUUUCAUGGUGGCUUUUUUCAAAGUGAGUGAGGUUCAUGUUCGAACUGCUAGGUCAGCUUCCAACAGGCGCAGGGAGCAGAGUCGAAAUCGCUCCACCCAGCCUCAAGAUGUUUCCAGGGUAUCCAGUAUUACAGAUUACAACAGCAGUGACCUAAAAACCGCUUGCAGGAAGCAUGAACUUUAUGUUAGCUUUCAAGACUUGGGAUGGCAGGACUGGAUAAUUGCACCAAAAGGCUAUUCGGCGAACUACUGCGAUGGAGAAUGUUCUUUUCCACUCAAUGCCCACAUGAAUGCCACCAAUCAUGCCAUUGUGCAAACCUUGGUUCAUCUAAUGAAUCCGGAGAAUGUUCCUAAGCCAUGCUGUGCCCCUACAAAACUUAAUGCAAUAUCAGUUCUUUAUUUUGAUGACAAUUCCAAUGUCAUUUUGAAAAAGUACAGGAACAUGGUGGUAAGAGCUUGUGGGUGUCACUGACAAGGAGAUCUUUAAAGAUGGAUCUCGCGUAUGCUUUUCAAAAUGACUUCCAUCCAGUGCCUCAAAGGGAAAAUCUAACAGUGUUUGUGCCUUAAGAAGGAAUUUUAAAAAGCAUGGAACUGCAAUGCUACUUGUUAACUUCUAAAGUGCUUGCACAAUGCUGUCUACUUUUGAGUGUGCCAGAAUAAACUGAAAGUAUGGAUCAUGAUAACGCAGCAAGAGGUAUAGACAAAAGCCAUCCUGUUGUUUGAUCUGCAGUUCAUUCUUGCUAAGCAAGCAUUCGUCAAAUCCCAUUCAAUCGCACAAGGAAAAGAAGAGUUUGUGAUUGUGCAUGAUUCAAGGCAUGAUUCACCCACACCUACAGCCAAUCCAAUCUAUCCUUGCUUAGCUUUAAAGGAUGCAAGAGAGCCUGAGAACCUGAUUCGUGAGCACCUUGAUCAUGGAAGCAUUUUGCAUUGGAGAAACCUAGCAGCUAAAGUACCACCAUUUGCUGUGUUUAAAUGAAAAUGUUGUGCCUGGCUUUUCAACAAGGAAUGUAACUGGUAAUGUGUCUUUAUGGGCUGGCUGUCAUAACAUACAGUUUUGUCUUGUAUUCCAGUGAUAAAGUUAUGGCUUUGAGAGCAAUUUUUGGUGGAAAGGCAGAGUAUCAAUGAAAUAAGUAAUUGUUCUUUAGAUUAACAGGAAAACCUUUGAAAGUUUGUUCUAAAGAAAAUUUCUAGGCUUACAUACCACAGUUCCAUCCUGUUGCAAGUUAUGGUCCAACUUUUUAAAGUACUGCCACUAUCCCUACUAAGUGUGUGCUUGUGUGUGUAUGUGUAUACAAACUCUGGUUCUUCAAAUGAACAAGAAAAAAGUAUGUGCAUAAACCAUAAUGAGCAUACUCAAGAAACAGUUAAAACAGAAGAUUAUCAAAACACUGUCAUAUAUAUUUAUAUAUAGAUAUAGAUAUAUAUUCAUUCUUUUAAUUUUGUGGCUUCUAGAAGGGGGAAGAUGGAUCUCCCCAAAUACUGAAAACCUGGCUGAGGAACAGCAAGGCUUCCAAAGUUCUUCUGAUCAGUGUAUCGGGAUGGGAAGUGAUAGGCGAUGCUGCAGGGCCAGACAUGGAGAUCGGCCUUGCACUUAUGGAAGGGCUACAUCACUACUCAGUCCCACUGGCCUAAAUAAAACAUGCAAUGUGAGUUUAUGGAGGUAAAAAAACUCGUAUCUCUCCUUGCACUUGCCUAUACCUUCUCAAUGAGACCUACCUCCCAACUAUGAUGAACACAAAUUGAAGGUGUGUAUGAUGCUUAUUUCCGAGAUUGGUUCCACAUGAAGUAUUUCCCUGAGGCAAGAUUUCAGAAGUGGUUUUCCCUUUACUCUGCAUUUUAAAAGGCUUUUGUAAAUAAAUUAAAGUUAUGAUUUAU